AUGUUACAUGGUGAUGAUUCAUGCAUUGAUGGUGGUGAAAAUGAAGACGAAACUGAAAACCAUAGAGAUGUGGAGGUGGACUUUAAUGAGGAUGAAGACACUAUGAACAUAACAAAGGGUGAUGAUUUUCUAUCUGAAUUAUUUAGUGAAGAUGAAGAAGCAAAUGAUAAUAACAUAGGUGAUGAUGCUGAUGGGGGUGAAGUGGAGGCAAAUGGUAGAGAAGCAGUCAAUGAGGGUGGAGACAAUGAUGUAGUGAAUGAGGGUGGAGACAAUGUCAAUGUUAGUGAGGUUCCUGUGCAACAAGACUAUGAUGAGGUGGAACUCACUCCUUUACUAAUUGAUGCAUCAGGAAAUGGAAAACCUAGUGAGGUGCAUGUGCAACAACAGGAGGCUGUGGAAAGACCAAUUGCAACCCUUUUGAAGAAAAUCAGAAGGAAGAAAUCUGAAAGGAUUAUCAAGCUGAAGCUCGGCAAGAGAGUUGGUGAUGAAGAUGCACCUAGGAAUUCAAUAUCUAAAGCUCUUAGUCUAGAUUAA
Messenger RNA from Lactuca virosa, 534 nucleotides. The record is from the annotation of a GenBank genome assembly. Lineage: Eukaryota; Viridiplantae; Streptophyta; Magnoliopsida; Asterales; Asteraceae.